Messenger RNA from Nelumbo nucifera (sacred lotus), 2343 nucleotides. NCBI's taxonomy places the organism in Eukaryota, Viridiplantae, Streptophyta, Magnoliopsida, Proteales, Nelumbonaceae. The record is from RefSeq and is a predicted model, not a curated record.
AUGACACCCUUCAAGGCUCUUUAUGGGAGAGAACUUCCUCCCAUAUUGCCUUAUGAGUAUGGAUCUGCCAAUGUGACAGAAGUGGAGACUCGUCUGGUUGCAAGGGAUGAGAUCCUCAGAUUGCUCAAGUCCAAUUUGGCAAAGGCCCAGCAGAGAAUGAAGGUUCACUAUGACACACACCACUGCCAGCUGGAAUUUCAGGUACUACUUGGCCUUUCAGGAGUUAUGGUCGUCAUGCUUUCUGUUCUUGGAUCUGUAGGAUUUUUCAGUGCUAUAGGAGUGAAGUCUACACUAAUUAUAAUGGAAGUCAUUCCUUUUCUUGUUUUAGCUGUUGGAGUGGAUAACAUGUGUAUCUUGGUACAUGCUGUCAAACGACAACCAUUGGAGUUGCCUUUAGAAGGGCGGAUAAGUAAUGCACUUGUUGAAGUUGGACCAUCUAUAACACUAGCUAGUUUGUCUGAGGUUUUGGCAUUUGCAGUUGGAAGUUUUAUUCCUAUGCCUGCAUGCCGUGUGUUCUCCAUGUUUGCAGCAUUGGCUGUUCUUCUGGACUUUCUUUUGCAAGUUACUGCUUUUGUUGCCUUGAUAGUUUUUGACUCUUUACGAGCUGAGGAUCAUAGGGUUGACUGCUUUCCAUGCAUAAAAAUUCCCUCAUCAUCUUCUGAGCCUGAUGGAGGCAUUGGUCAGAGAAAGCCUGGAUUGCUCGCUCGAUAUAUGAAGGAAGUCCAUGCACCGGUUCUUUCUCUUUGGGGAGUUAAAAUAGUCGUGGUUGCUAUCUUCAUUGCUUUAGCUCUAGCAAGCAUUGCAUUAUGUUCAAGGAUACAACCUGGCUUGGAGCAGAAGAUUGUUCUUCCCCGUGACUCAUAUCUUCAGGGAUAUUUCAAUAACGUUUCUGAGCAUCUGAGAGUAGGCCCACCAUUAUAUUUUGUGGUUAAGAACUAUAAUUACAGCUCAGAAUCAAGACAUACAAACCAAUUAUGCUCCAUCAGCCAGUGUGAUUCCAACUCCCUUUUAAAUGAGAUAGCAAGGGCAUCCUUGGUACCGGAAUCAAGCUACAUUGCUAAGCCAGCUGCUUCAUGGCUUGAUGACUUUCUUGUAUGGAUUUCCCCAGAAGCAUUUGGUUGCUGCCGGAAGUUUACAAAUGGCAGUUACUGUCCCCCUGCUGAUCAGCCUCCAUGUUGUUCCCCUGAUGAAAGUUCUUGUGGUGUUGGUGGGGUAUGCAAAGAUUGUACCACGUGCUUCCGUCAUUCAGAUUUGCAUAAUGAUCGUCCUUCUACUGCACAAUUUAGGGAGAAACUUCCAUGGUUCCUUGAUGCCCUACCAUCUGCUGAUUGUGCCAAGGGUGGACAUGGGGCUUACACCAGCAGUGUGGAUCUGAAUGGUUACAACAGUGGUAUUAUACAAGCAUCGGAAUUUCGUACAUAUCAUACCCCACUAAAUAAACAAAGUGAUUAUGUCAAUUCAAUGCGAGCCGCACGAGAGUUCAGCUCAAGGGUUUCAGAUUCUUUGGGGAUUGAAAUCUUUCCUUAUUCAGUAUUUUAUAUGUUUUUCGAGCAAUACCUGGAUAUUUGGAGAACAGCAUUGAUCAACCUUGCAAUAGCUCUUGGUGCCGUAUUUAUUGUCUGCCUGGUCAUCACUUGCAGUUUUUGGAGUUCCACAAUUAUCUUAAUUGUCUUGUCAAUGAUUGUUGUGGAUCUCAUGGGGGUGAUGGCAAUUCUAGAUAUUCAACUGAAUGCGGUUUCUGUUGUAAAUCUUGUAAUGUCGAUAGGAAUUGCUGUUGAGUUUUGUGUUCAUAUCACACAUGCUUUCUCGGUAAGUGGUGGCGACAGAGGCCAGCGAGCAAAGGAGGCUUUGAGUACAAUGGGAGCUUCUGUCUUCAGUGGAAUUACACUUACGAAGCUAGUUGGAGUGAUUGUCCUAUUCUUUGCAAGAUCAGAAGUUUUUGUGGUUUAUUACUUCCAAAUGUACCUCGCAUUGGUACUUAUUGGGUUCUUACAUGGGCUUGUAUUUUUGCCUGUGGUACUGAGCAUUUGUGGCCCCCCUUCAAGAUGCCUACUAAUUGAGAAGAAACAAGAAGAGCAGUCAUCUUCAUCACAAUUGUAGGUGAUGGGUGUGUAAUGUAUUGCACACUCCAUCUUUUACAUGCUGUUGGUUUUGUAUCGAUACUAUGUAUAUUGCAUGUAUAAUCGAGCACUUGCUAAAAUAGUCUCAAUAGUGUAAAUUAAAUAGGUGUCUUUAGCAUCACGACCUUUUGUUGUCUGUUUUCAUCUUCAGGAAUGCCAGCAAAAAGGUAAGCUGUAAGCGAUAUAGAUAAAUUUAAGUUCCACCGUCAUGGUAGUUGCUUAA